Molecule: messenger RNA, 1614 nt
Organism: Selaginella moellendorffii
Lineage: Eukaryota; Viridiplantae; Streptophyta; Lycopodiopsida; Selaginellales; Selaginellaceae
Product: galactoside 2-alpha-L-fucosyltransferase
Exons: 4
Coding region: 1-1614 (537 amino acids)
Biological process (GO): xyloglucan biosynthetic process; cell wall biogenesis
Cellular component (GO): Golgi apparatus; membrane
Molecular function (GO): galactoside 2-alpha-L-fucosyltransferase activity
Source: RefSeq, a predicted model, not a curated record
AUGGCAUCCAGAGCUCUUCUGUCAAGCGUGAUUACCGCAAUGCUGUUUGUCAUGAUAUUCUCCAGAAGAUCAACACGCCUUCCCAGUUUUCAGCACAUGAGCCAAAAUGCUAUUUGCGUAAGCAGGUCACACCACAGCUACAUGAUGAAACCCUCCCGCGUGCUAUCCGUUCCACCAGCAUUUUCCAGUGCCUUAGCUGAAUAUGAGAAAAUGCACAGUAAGUGUUAUCACAGCCUGAAGCAGUCAAUCACGAACCCAGCGGCGGGAGGUUCUUGUAAAUACCUAGUGCACUACGAACUUGAUGGGUUGGGAAAUCGCCUCCUGGGCUUGGUCUCCACAUUUGUCUUCUCCCUGCUUACCAACAGAGUGCUCCUCAUAGAUCCCAAGGGCCAGUCUGCGAAACUGCUUUGUGAGCCUUUUGCCAAUUCUUCGUGGCUGGUCCCUCAAGAAUUCCCACACUUCCAUUUGGACCAAGCACAGUCCCUUGAAAAAGCUGUCCAAUCCAAAAAAUUUGGGAGCAUGGUUCAUGUGUGGGUGGCGAGCCUGCAUAGGGACCAAGAUAUUUUCCAUCACCAAGUCCGUUCCAAGCUCAAGAAUGUCACCUGGAUUUCCUUGACGAGUAAUCUAUACUUUGUCCCUCGGCUAUUUACGUUCCCAGAGUUUUGGAAGCCGCUCAUGUCACUGUUUCCCGAUGUGAGGAUGGCCUUCACUCACUUAACCAGAUACCUUCUUCUACCUCAAGAUCACGUAUGGGAAAAGAUUGUUCGUUUCGAUUCCACAUAUCUCUCUGGCCCAGGUAAACAGCUGGGCAUACAGAUCCGUCUCCAUCACCGUGAUGAUCCAGGAGAAUUUGAUCAGCGGUCGUUCGAUCGGAUCUUGGAAUGUCUCAUUGGAAAAGAGUUCCUGCCGAUGAUGAUGAACUCGACAACAGAGAUAAUAUCAGCACAUCCACCCAAGAGGAUCAAAGUGUUUGUCGCUUCAUUGCAAGGCCGAUACUUUCAGGAAUUGAAGCAGAUGUACCUAAAAUAUCCAUCUGUGGAUGGAAGCCUCGUCCAGAUCUACACAUUCUCACAAGAAGGCGUCCAGAAUGAGUCGAUCCAACAGGCAACAAAUGCACUAGCAGAGAUGUGGCUUUUGGGAUUCAGUGACGUGCUUGUCACCAGUAGCUCCUCCACAUUUGGCUAUAUAGCACAAGGGAUUGCAGGUGUCCGACCCUACGUGCUUCACAUCCGACCAGAAGAUCUAAAAAACUGCUCGUUGCCGGCAUGCUCCCGCCGCCUUUCACCAGCGCCUUGCAAUCAUCAACCCUAUUUUGAAGAGGAGGAAAACUUAGAGAGAAUGAUACCGUCAGAUUCAGUAGAGAGUUCCUGUGGGCCACCAACUUUUGCAUUGUGGGAAGAGGCAGUAGCCGCCUGCCAGUGUGAAGCAAGGUUGAAGGAAAAGGGCGAGAGCUUCAUGUUGCGAGAGGGGGAUAAUGGAGGAUCUAGGGCUUGGUUUGAGAGGGAACUUGACCUAGAGGUGAGAGCUGAGUGUUCAAUCACUGGAUUAGCCAUGAGGGUGGAGAGUUUUGCGGCAUGUGGCAUGGUGGAUGAACGACAAAUAGCAGCAAUCUGA